Messenger RNA from Salvelinus sp. IW2-2015, 855 nucleotides. The record is from RefSeq and is a predicted model, not a curated record. Lineage: Eukaryota; Metazoa; Chordata; Actinopteri; Salmoniformes; Salmonidae.
GAGGGGUGGGACGUCAGAGAAUGUCCUUCCCGGUUGGACAAGAGAGCGUGGCUCACGCAAGUGUCAAAGAGACUCUUCCAAGUUCCGAAGCUGGAAUCAUUCAAUUAAUUUGGCAGAAAGGAAUUGAUACACAAUUGCCAUUUAUAAGGGAAACAACGCGUUCAGAGAGGUGCUGGACAGAGCCACGAGGGGACAAUGUCUGACAGCAGUGGUGCUGCCAACAGCAAUAGCUGGACUGUCCUCACAGCUGAGGAGACUGUUGCUGAGACACUGAGGCCUGUAGAGGAGGGAACAGAGCACCAUGAAGAUACACCCAGUCAUACUGCUGCAGAGAAACCUACAGAGAGUAGGCCUGGGGAGGAUGCAGUGUCUGCUGAAGAGUCUCACUCUGUGAAGCUACAGCAGGAGACCCAGGAAACACAACCAGAGAGAGACAAGGAUUACACCCCUGUUGUAGAGAGUCCCACCCAUGACCUUCCUUUUGACCCUGCCCUUGACUCCACCUCUGCUAGUGUUGCUCCUCCGAGCUCUCUGUUAGAAGUCCCCGCCCCCACAGGCCKUGACCCAGAUACACACAGCCAAUCCAGAAGCCUCCCUGGGAACCCAGCCCCUCCCAUCUCUGACCCUGAUUCRUUCUCUGACUCCUACACCCACAUUAGCUCCUCCCCCGACCUUGAAGAGCCCCCUGCCUUGCUGCUCAACACYGAGCCACCGGAAGAGGUGGGGCUUGUACAGGAAGCGGAGGGGUAUAUACAGGAUGUGCAUCAUCAUUAUGAGGAGGGGCUUGGGCAGGAAGAGAAGGAGUCUGAUCUGUCUGAGKUCGGGGCCAAGACAGCUAAUGUUCAGUGGUUAUAA